Molecule: messenger RNA, 983 nt
Organism: Quercus robur (English oak)
Lineage: Eukaryota; Viridiplantae; Streptophyta; Magnoliopsida; Fagales; Fagaceae
Product: thioredoxin O2, mitochondrial-like
Exons: 7
Coding region: 67-660 (197 amino acids)
Source: RefSeq, a predicted model, not a curated record
UUUUCUUACAAUAAUAACGCAAAACUCAAAAACCUCUCAGAGACAGUGAGAGAGACAAAGAAAAAAAUGGCGAGAAAUUCAAUUCUGAGCAGCCACCGCCAAGUUCUGCGUCAAAUCAUUGGUUCAAAUUCUCGAUCCUUCCAAACUCUAAUUCCAUCUCCUCCAACUCCAAUUCCAACUCCAACCUCAUCUCUCUUCUCUCCGGUUCCUCCUAAACCCUUCCCCUCCGGUUCCUCCAUUCUCUCCGGUUCCUCACGCGUUCACUUCUCCGACCUUCCUUUCUUCCAAUUUCGACCUCUCUCCUCUCCCUCAGGUCCAUCAAACAUUGUCCUCGUUAAUUCAGAAAAUGACUUCAAUAGUUCACUUAGCAAAGCUCAAGACGACUCGGUGCCAGCAAUUUUCUAUUUCACUGCAGUUUGGUGUGGGCCUUGCAGGUUCAUUGGCCCUAUCAUCGGUGAGCUGAGUGAGAAAUAUCCUCAUGUGACGACUUAUAAGAUUGACAUUGACCAGGAAGGCCUUCAAAGCAUAUUAAGCAAGUUAAAUAUUACCUCCGUGCCAACACUUCAUUUUUAUCAAAAUGGGAAAAAGGCUGCUGAAGUGAUUGGAGCUGAUGUUGCUCGCUUGACGAACACCAUGGAAAAACUCUACAAGACUGAUUGAAGAUUCCAGUCAGGGAUUGAUGGCAGAUGAUUAUGUAAUUUGACAUAUUUGUAAGUUUUUAAAGAAAACUUCAGAAAUUGAUGGAAACCAUGUUUCUGGUCAGGUUCAGCCUUUCAAGUACUUCUUAGGCCCACAAGGUUUUUAUUUUCAUGAAGUAAAUACUGUAUAUGAAUUGGAUUUGACGAGAGGAAGGACCUACGCAAUUGGACUGUGCACAAAGUAGUGGUGUCGUCAAUAGCAGUUAUUGUUGCAUGGCCUAGGCAAAAGGGAGAAAACAAUUUUGGGCCGAAGUCCUGGUCCCAAAUUAAUUAGGAUGCCGCUAA